This is a messenger RNA of Coregonus clupeaformis (lake whitefish), 2277 nucleotides long. Its product is annotated as transmembrane protein 87A. Lineage: Eukaryota; Metazoa; Chordata; Actinopteri; Salmoniformes; Salmonidae. The record is from RefSeq and is a predicted model, not a curated record. The transcript is spliced from 19 exons. Gene Ontology annotation, biological process: retrograde transport, endosome to Golgi. The coding region runs from base 25 to 1761 and encodes 578 amino acids. Gene Ontology annotation, cellular component: Golgi apparatus; membrane.
CGCAACAUUCAAGCUACUGGAGACAUGGCUGCUUCUGGACGGGUGAGGACGUGGAACAGCAAGGCUAACUCAGUGAAACCCUGGCUCCUUCUUUUGACAGGGAUCACUUUAUUAGGUGAUGUAAAUAGCGGGGUCAUGGCAGCGCCAGAACCGGGACAAUGGAGUAUUACAGUUGUCAAUACCUCAAGACCAUUGCUUUUGAGGAAAUCUAUGUAUAAAAACACUGAUAUCAAAUUGAAAGUUGUGUCCUUUGGUUGUCCAGAGGAGGUGACUUUUACCAUUCAAUGGUACUUGAAAUACUACCCCUGUCACAACGAGUUCAAUAAUAUUGAGGAAAUGUAUGAGAGGACGCCACUGAGUCGAGGACAGAGUAUGGAUCCUAACCCUCUAGGACAAGGGGAAUGCAUUGAGCACAAGCACAAGCCCUUGACCUGCAACAAUGACCUGCGAUACUUCCCAAUGCUAAAUAAAGCCAAGGCAGAACCACGGCCAGUUGUCCCACCCAUGGAAGGGGCAGCACCGGGCUCCGACGAAAACUACACAAAAUGGACGAUGGAGGAGUACAACAAAGUCGGCGGUGUGAAGAACGCCAAUGUGUCACUUAAAGAUGACGUCAUCGCCACCACGUGGAAGGACGGCCCCUAUCUGCUGGUGGUGGUGAUUAAGUCUAACAAACAGGAAGCCAACUGGAAUCUAACAGUCAACGUCGUAAUGAAAGGAACUCAUGGCUACAUCUCCAUCACGGAAUGGCCUCUCAUGAUCUUCUACAUGGUGAUGUGUACAGUGUACAUCCUGUAUGCGUUACUCUGGUUCAUGUGGGCUGCCUGCUACUGGAAGGACUUACUAAGGAUCCAGUUCUGGAUAGCUGGAGUCAUCUUUCUUGGCAUGGUGGAGAAGGCUGUGUUCUGUGCUGAGUACGAGAACACUAACGGUGUCGGGGCAGCUUCUCAAGGCCUGUUGAUCUUUGCUGAGCUCAUCUCUGCCCUGAAGAGAACCCUGGCACGGCUGCUGGUCAUUAUUGUUAGUCUGGGAUAUGGCAUAGUCAAACCUCGACUGGGUACGGUGAUGCACAGAGUGGUGGGGCUAGGUGUGCUGUACUUUGCCUUUGCUGCCAUCGAAGGUGUGCUUAGGAUCACUGGGGUGAAAGACUCUGACCUGGCUCUGUUGGCCAACAUUCCUCUGGCUCUGCUUGACUCCUCUCUCUGCUGGUGGAUAUUUGUGAGCCUGGCUCAAACCUUAAAGACACUGAAGCUGAGGAGAAACCCAGUGAAGCUGUCUCUCUACAGGCACUUCACUAACACACUCAUCUUCGCUAUUAUAGCUUCAAUCGUUUUCAUGGUGUGGACGACAAAAAAAUUCAGACUAGCCGACUGUCAAUCUGACUGGGUGGAGCUGUGGGUAGAUGAUGCCUUCUGGAGGUUCCUGUUCUCUAUCAUACUGCUGGUUAUCAUGUUCUUAUGGAGACCCUCUGCUAACAACCAGAGAUAUGCGUUCACUCCUCUGAUGGAUGACUCUGACGAUGAGGAGAUUGAGGAGUUCCUGGUGUCAGCUAAUUUAGCUGAUGGCAUAAAGCUGAGAGCCACCAACUCCAAGAGUGAAAUGAACGGCUCAGCCAAGCCUUCAGGAUCCAACCCGGAUGAAGACUUGAAGUGGGUGGAAGAGAACAUUCCUACCUCUCUAACAGACGUAGCGUUGCCUGUCCUUCUCGACUCAGAUGAGGAAAUCAUGACUACAAAAUAUGAAAUGUCCAAGAUGGAGUAACAUGGGAGAUCUUCCUACUACCCACGGUGGAUACAGAGCUUUACUUCCUCCUGAGAUUGGUUCCUCCAGCAUGGCAUGGAAGAGACAGAUCGCCUGGAGCGCAACACCUCUCCCAUCCUACUCCUAGACCUGGUUAGGCUGAGAGUCAGACCUCUGUAUGUCUACAACAUUACUGGGGCUUAACACCUCUGACAUGGCGAUCAGCAGGGUCCUAUUCAUUGGGUAUCAAACGGAAGAAAAUGGAUUCAAACAGGGAGGUACUACCUAAACUUGUCCAAUAAGAAAUGCUGGUUAUAGUUUUCUGUUGCAAAACGUUUUUUGCUUCGUUGUGCCGUAAUGUAUUUAACCCUCUGUCUCUCACCCUCUCCACAAACCAAGACCUAACAAUUGUGUGUGUCCCAAAGGGCACCCUUUUCCCUAUUCAGUGCUGUAUAGUGCUCUACACUUGACAAUAGGGCUCUGGUCAAAGUAGUGAACUAUGGUCCCGUGUGGCUGUUGGUAGAGCAUGGCGAUUGC